UCUGGCAACACAAGUGUGGUGUGAUUCCAAAUCUUAAAACCCUAGUCCCCAAUUUGCACCUUUCUUCGCACUCUUCAGUCUUCUUUCUUCACACCUCUUUCAAAGUCGAUCCAACCACCAGCACCACCAUCAUGGGCAAGAAGCGGAAGGUUGCACCCAAAUCAUCUCAAACCGUUGAGCCCCCGCCAAAGCAGCACCAACCUGAACCUCAACAGGAAUACGAAGAGGUUGAGGAAGAGGUAGAAGAAGAGGUCGAAGAAGAGGAGGAGGUAGAGGAAGAAGAGGAAGAGGAGGAGGAAGAAGAAGAAGAACAAGAAGGAGGUAACGAACAAAAGCAACAACAAGAGGACGAAGACGACGACCCCAUUCCGAAGCUUCUAGAACCUUUUGGUAAGGACCAGAUCUUGAGUCUUCUCUGCGAAGCGGCCGCCAAGCACCGCGACGUGGCCGAUCGAAUCCGUCGCGUGGCCGACGAGGACGCUGUCCACCGGAAGAUCUUCGUCCACGGCCUUGGCUGGGACACCACCGCCGAGACCCUCAUCAGUGCGUUCCGCCAGUACGGCGAGAUCGAGGACUGCAAGGCCGUCACCGAUAAGAUCUCCGGCAAGUCCAAGGGCUACGGAUUCAUCCUCUUCAAGACCCGCCGCGGCGCCCGCAAUGCCCUCAAGCAGCCGCAGAAGAAGAUCGGUAACCGCAUGACAGCGUGCCAGCUGGCAUCCAUAGGCCCCGUCCAGCAGCCGGCACAGCAGCCUGCUGCCGCGGCCACCUCGUCAGGGCCGGCAGUCUCCGAAUACACGCAGAGAAAGAUCUAUGUGAGCAACGUUGGGUCCGAAUUGGACCCGCAGAAGCUGAUGUCGUUCUUCUCGAGGUUCGGUGAAAUCGAGGAAGGGCCAUUGGGGCUCGACAAGGUCACUGGGAAGCCAAAGGGGUUCUGUUUGUUCGUUUACAAGAGCGUUGAGAGUGCGAAGAGGGCGUUGGAGGAGCCUCACAAGGAAUUUGAGGGACACGUCUUGCAUUGCCAGAAGGCCAUUGAUGGACCGAAGCAAGGGAGGAUGCAGCUGCAGCACAACGUUCCAAGGACGCAGUUUCAGAGGAACGACAACGCAGGGUUUGGUGCUGGUGUUGGUGGUGGCGUUGGUAACAAUGUGCAGGGGCAUUUGAUGGCGCCAGCGGCUGCCGCAGCCAACCCUUUAGGGGUGAACCAAGCAGCUGUGCCGCCGCUGAAUCCGGCACUCGGGCAGGCAUUGACGGCCCUGCUUACUCAGCAGGGUGCUUCGUUGGGGCUCACCAAUUUGUUGGGAGGUUUGGGAUCAACUGCAGGGUCUGUUAAUUCAGGCGUUCCAGCGGCAGCAGCACACACGAUGCAGGGUGGUUACAGUGCUCAGCAGAAUAUAAGCCCUGGUGUUAUGAGCGCGUACGGGAGUCAGGUAGGGCUGCAGGCAGCUUACCCGAACCAGCAGGUCGGGCAGAGUGGCGGCUCUGGAAGAGCGCAACCUGGCGUGGGGCAGUAUGGUGGUGUUGCUCCUUACAUGGGCCACUAGGUUUGUGUUGCAGGUUUGACAGCCAUACUAACGUAAAUAUCUGCCAAUAAUGAAACCAGUCUAUAUAAUGUUUUGAAGGGGGAAAUUUUAUAUGGAUUUGAAUCCUCUAAAGUUUGAAUUUCACUUUAGAUAGUAAAGUGUGAUCUCUCACCAUUGAUUUCAUAGGUGGGACAAAGAAUAAAUAUGAAAGAGAAAAUAUUCAAGGGUAGAAGAUCCCACUUUACUCUCGAAAGUGAAAUUCAAACUUUAGAGGAUCCAAAUCCAUUUUAUAUAUAUAACACUAUCUUGAUUUGGACCUGCCUUAUAUUUUUCUACAUUUGGUGAAAUCUUUUGUAGGACUUGUUUGAAAAAGAUUCUAGUGAUAUUUUUAUUUUUUCCCCAAAAAAGACCAGGGUUUUAGAAAUCUAUUGUCUAAUGUUAGAUUCAGUAUUAAAAAUUAUUAUUAUUAUUUCAUGUUAAUAAAAGAUACUUUCUUGGAAAUAUAGCUUUUAAAAGAAUUAUAAAGAUAUCUCCUGGUACCCAUUUCUAAUGGUGGAAAUUUUGCAGUUAAUAAACAAAAAAAAAUAUGCUGAAAGGAUUUUAAAAUUACUUAUCUUCUUUUGAUAAAUAAAUUAUGUUUCGUUCUUUUCAAAUUCACACCUUAUUGAUUGAUUCUUGGUGAAUGGUGAUGUUCACUUUAAACAAAUCCAAGCUUUGUCCCAAAAUCUAAGAUGUGUUUUGUGGGGGGUUUAAUUUUCAAUACAAAUAGUCUUCCAAAGUAUGAGGUAAGCCAUUGUGAUAAUGGAGUUGAUGCUUGCUGGUUGUCCUCAUAAGUUGGUGGCUUUCAUGUGCUGUGGAAGGUAAGCCAUAGUUUAUAUUUCUAGUUUAUUAUCUUUGCUUUUAGGGUUAGUUUUAAAGUGAUAAGUGGUCAGUAUAGUCUUCCAAUGGAGAAAUUUGCAGUCUAAAUUAUGUGAUCAAUUACCAACGGGAAACAGUUGCCCUUAGAAAGGAGUAAGGUUACUGAAGUUUGGAUUCCUUGGGAUUUUAAAACUGGUUUCUAUGUUGUUUCUCUCUUCAUUUCUUUUAGGGAUGACCAAAAUUCUGACAUUCAUAGCUUGAGAUGACUGAGAUUGGCUCUCAUGUCCAUAAGGUUCUAAUAUAACAUGUGACAUUGGUAUGCUGUGUGGUACAAAGUGCAAUUGAUACUUCAAGGAAAAUGCGAGGUUGAUGUCUAGAUCUCAUAAGCUGGAUUAAUACGUGGCCUGUUAACUGACCCGGGUUUUGCAGCUUAAAGUUGGUUGGUUUCAUAAUUGUUAGUUUUUGCAAUUCACGUUGUGCAUGUUGAUGUUAAGUUUCUGGAGGAGUACGGUUCCAACAGAGACCUAAGAAAAUAGUGAGUACUGAGAAAACUUGUAUGCUCCGGAAGCUUUGUCAACUUGGAGACUGAGAGUUGUGUGUUAGGUAUAUUGGUUACCUACAUGAAAAAUCCUUUGGAUAAGCACAAACAUGAGGCACACUCACAGUUGAAGUUUGUGGAUACAAGAUUACAAUAUGUACUCUGCUGAAACUCUUGUUUGAGUUUAUCUAACUGUGAGUUGUUAGCUGUGUUUAUGCAAAAAUUUAUCAUUCUUUGGCUCGUGGGCAUGUUGUUUGAAAUCCCAAAUGGGACUAUGUCCAUGUAAAGGAGAAGGAAAGAGUUUAUGAAGUGUAACUGAUUUUCUUUUA
Messenger RNA from Arachis stenosperma, 3245 nucleotides. RefSeq names its product UBP1-associated protein 2A-like. Gene Ontology annotation, molecular function: RNA binding. The record is from RefSeq and is a predicted model, not a curated record. Lineage: Eukaryota; Viridiplantae; Streptophyta; Magnoliopsida; Fabales; Fabaceae. The coding region runs from base 132 to 1541 and encodes 469 amino acids. The transcript is spliced from 2 exons.